Didymodactylos carnosus is the source of this 636-nucleotide messenger RNA. Lineage: Eukaryota; Metazoa; Rotifera; Eurotatoria; Philodinida; Philodinidae. The record is from the annotation of a GenBank genome assembly.
GCUCGAGAUUUACUGGCGACCUACUCACAUUCAAUUGAAAAACUCAUAAUUGCCGAUUCGAAUAAUGAACGUCUGGAUAUUCUCCGUCAAUCAUUAACCGAUUCGCCUAUUGAAAUCCAUGUAAUCGAUGUUACCGAUAGACAAAUCAUCCUGUCAUUACUUGUUAAAUGCGACGUCUAUAUUAACGCUGUGCCCACUUUUGUAGGACUUCAAAUGAAUAUAUUUCAUGCAUGCUUCGAAGCAAAACGGAAUUACUUGGAGUACGGAGGCAUGGGUAUCUACACUGUCCAACAAAAGGCUGAGCAUGAUCAAUGGGAAAAGGCUGAAAUAAUAGCCAUUUUGGGGCUAGGCGCGGAUCCAGGGUUAUUUAAUAUCUUGUGUCGCGUUGUCGCUGAUCGUCUUGAUAGGAUCGAUAAGAUGAAUUUAUAUUGGACAGCAAAAUUUAUUGGUGAUGAAAAUUCAAUACUGAUUCCUCCUUAUAAUUUGUCAACGGUGCUAGCUGAAUAUGGUAAUCCCAGUCAGCAAUUUCUGAACGGAAAACUUCCACAAGUUCCAGCACAAAGUGGUUUUGAAACUAUCGAUCUACCAGAACCUUUUACAGGAAUACAGGAACUGCAUAUGAACGUAUGGUUUUAG